Chanos chanos (milkfish) is the source of this 14299-nucleotide messenger RNA. RefSeq names its product dynein, cytoplasmic 1, heavy chain 1 (gene dync1h1). The record is from RefSeq and is a predicted model, not a curated record. Gene Ontology annotation, cellular component: axonemal dynein complex. Gene Ontology annotation, biological process: microtubule-based movement. NCBI's taxonomy places the organism in Eukaryota, Metazoa, Chordata, Actinopteri, Gonorynchiformes, Chanidae. Gene Ontology annotation, molecular function: minus-end-directed microtubule motor activity; dynein intermediate chain binding; ATP binding. Bases 67 to 13995 code for a protein of 4642 amino acids. The transcript is spliced from 78 exons.
AGCAGUGAUAGUGCAGAUUCUUCCUCGGUUGAAUCUACUUCUAUACUCUCUUCGUUAUUUCUCACAAUGUCUGACGGCGGAGGUGUCGACGACAGCACAGGCACUAUGGAAGUGUCUGCUGCUGUCCAGACGGUUGCCGAUACCUCGGUGCUGCAGAAGCAUAUUCGCAAACUUGUCCCUUUGCUGCUGGAAGAUGGCGGCGAAACCCCGGCCUCUCUGGAAACCGCCCUAGAAGAAAAGAGUGCGGUUGAACAGAUGAGGAAAUUUCUGUCAGAUCCUCAAGUGCACACCAUCCUUGUAGAAAGGACCACACUCAAAGAGGAUGUUGGAGAUGAAGGUGAGGAGGAGAGAGAGUCAGUGUCCUACAACAUCAGCACUGACAUACGCUAUGGGCUUAAAUCGAACAGCCUUGCUUUCAUUAAGAGAACCGGCGUCAUCGACGCAGACAAACCGAUAUCGACACAAGUGCGGGUGCUGACCCUGAGUGAAGACUCUCCUUACGAGACCCUGCACUCGUUCAUCAGCAAUGCCGUCGCUCCCUUCUUCAAGUCCUACAUACGGGAGUCUGGCAAAGCCGACAGGGACGGAGACAAGAUGGCUCCGUCGGUGGAGAAGAAAAUAGCGGAGUUGGAGAUGGGUUUGCUCCACCUGCAGCAGAACAUCGAGAUUCCGGAGAUAAGUCUCCCCAUUCACCCCAUUAUCACGAACAUCGCCAAGCAGUGCUACGAACGCGGGGAGAAACCCAAAGUUACCGACUUCGGAGACAAAGUGGAAGAUCCGACCUUCCUCAACCAGCUUCAGUCUGGAGUCAACCGCUGGAUCCGGGAAAUUCAGAAGGUGACCAAACUGGACCGUGACCCUGCCUCUGGGACCGCUCUGCAGGAGAUCAGUUUCUGGCUGAAUUUGGAGCGGGCCCUGAACCGUAUCCAGGAGAAACGCGAGAGUCCGGAGGUUUUGCUGACUUUGGACAUCCUCAAACACGGCAAGAGGUUUCACGCCACAGUCAGCUUUGACACAGACACUGGUCUGAAGCAGGCAGUGGAGACGGUGAAUGACUACAACCCUCUGAUGAAGGACUUCCCCCUCAACGACCUGCUCUCUGCCACAGAGCUGGACAAGAUCCGUCAGGCGCUGGUGGCUAUUUUCACCCACCUGCGAAAGAUUCGGAACACCAAAUACCCCAUCCAGCGUGCCCUGCGUCUGGUGGAAGCCAUCUCACGAGACCUCAGCUCUCAGCUCCUCAAAGUCCUGGGCACGCGCAAACUCAUGCAUGUGGCCUAUGAGGAAUUCGAGAAGGUGAUGGUGGCGUGCUUCGAGGUGUUCCAGACCUGGGAGGACGAGUACGAGAAGCUGCAGGUGCUCCUGAGGGACAUCGUGAAGAGGAAGAGGGAGGAGAAUCUGAAGAUGGUGUGGCGUCUAAGCCCCGCCCACAGGAAGCUGCAGGCACGCCUGGACCACAUGAGGCGCUUCAGGAGGCAACACGAACAGCUUAGGGCUGUCAUCGUCCGCGUCCUCAGACCUCAGGUGUCCGCAGUCCCACAGCAUGCCCCGGGCGAGACAGUGGAACCCCCAGACAUGAAGGUGGCCGAGGUCCUGUUCGACGCAGCCGACGCCAACGCCAUUGAGGAGGUGAACCUGGCCUACGAGAACGUGAAGGAGGUGGACGGUUUGGACGUGUCGAAGGAAGGCGUGGAGGCCUGGGAAGCCGCGAUGAAACGCUACGACGAACGCAUCGAUCGCGUGGAGACCCGCAUCACCGCCCGCCUCCGCGACCAGCUGGGCACCGCCAAGAACGCCAACGAGAUGUUCCGCAUCUUCUCCCGCUUCAACGCGCUCUUCGUGCGCCCGCACAUCCGCGGCGCCAUCCGCGAGUACCAGACGCAGCUCAUCCAGCGCGUCAAGGACGACAUCGAGUCUCUCCACGACAAGUUCAAAGUGCAGUACCCUCAGAGUCAGUCCUGUAAGAUGAGCCACGUGCGUGACCUUCCGCCCGUCUCCGGCUCCAUCAUCUGGGCCAAGCAGAUCGACAGGCAGUUGACGGCUUACAUGAAGCGUGUGGAGGACGUCCUGGGGAAAGGUUGGGAGAACCAUGUCGAAGGCCUGAAGCUGAAGCAGGACGGAGACAGCUUCCGGGCCAAGCUCAACACCCAGGAGAUCUUCGACGACUGGGCCCGCAAGGUGCAGCAGCGCAACCUGGGCGUCUCGGGACGCAUCUUCACCAUUGAGAGCAGCCGCGCCCGCGGUCGCACCGGGAACAUGCUGAAGCUCAAGGUCAACUUCCUGCCUGAGAUCAUCACCCUGUCCAAGGAAGUCCGCAACCUGAAGUGGCUGAGCUUCCGCGUGCCGCUGGCCAUCGUGAACAAAGCCCACCAGGCCAACCAGCUCUACCCAUUCGCCAUCUCUCUCAUCGAGAGUGUCCGCACCUACGAGAGGACCUGCGAGAAGGUGGAGGAGCGCGCCUCCAUCUCUCUCCUGGUGGCCGGUUUGAAGAAGGAGGUGCAAGCCCUUGUCACCGAGGGUAUCGCUCUGGUGUGGGAGUCCUACAAACUGGAUCCGUAUGUUCAGCGUCUGGCUGAAACGGUCUUCAACUUCCAAGAAAAGGUGGAUGACCUUCUCCUGAUCGAGGAGAAGAUUGACCUUGAGGUCCGUUCUCUGGAGACCUGCAUGUACGACCACAAGACCUUCGCAGAGAUCCUCAACCGUAUCCAGAAGGCUGUCGACGACCUCAACUUGCACUCUUACUCCAACCUGCCCAUCUGGGUCAACAAACUGGACAUCGAGAUUGAGCGGAUCCUUGGAGUCCGUUUGCAGGCUGGGCUGAGGGCCUGGACCCAGGUUCUGAGGGGUCAGAUGGAGGACAAGGCCGACGUGGACAUGGACACUGAGGCUCCACAAGUCAGCCACAAACCCGGAGGAGAACCAAAAAUCAAGAAUAUUGUGCACGAACUGAGGAUCACAAACCAGGUGAUCUACCUGAACCCUCCCAUCGAAGACUGCCGCUACAAACUCUAUCAGGAGAUGUUCGCCUGGAAGAUGGUGAUCCUUUCCCUGCCCAGGAUCCAGAGCCAGAGAUACCAGGUCGGUGUUCACUACGAGCUGUCUGAGGAAGAGAAGUUCUACAGGAACGCGCUGACCAGGAUGCCAGAUGGACCAGCAGCCUUAGAGGAUGCCUACAAUGCAGUGAAAGACACUGUUUCUGAAGUGGAGAAGUAUGUCAAGGUGUGGCUGCAGUAUCAGUGCCUGUGGGACAUGCAGGCUGAGAACAUCUAUAACCGACUGGGUGAGGAUCUCAACAAAUGGCAAGCCCUGCUGGUGCAGAUCCGCAAAGCCAGAGGCACCUUCGACAACGCCGAGACCAGGAAGGAGUUCGGCCCGGUCGUAAUCGACUACGGAAAGGUUCAGUCCAAGGUGAACCUGAAGUAUGACUCUUGGCACAAGGAGGUUCUUAGCAAGUUUGGACAGAUGCUGGGCAACAACAUGCAGGACUUCCACUCUCAGAUCUCCAAGUCUCGUCAAGAGCUGGAGCAGCACUCCGUGGACACGGCCAGUACCUCUGACGCCGUGACCUUCAUCACCUACGUCCAGACCCUCAAGCGCAAGAUCAAACAGUUCGAGAAACAAGUCGACCUCUUCCGCAAUGGCCAAAGGCUCUUGGAGAAGCAGCGUUUCCAGUUCCCGCCCUCUUGGCUGUACAUCGACAACAUCGAGGGCGAGUGGGGAGCCUUCAGCGACAUCAUGAAGCGUAAGGACACGGCUAUACAGCAGCAGGUGGCCAACCUGCAGAUGAAGAUCGUCCAGGAGGACAGGGCCGUGGAGAACCGCACAACUGACCUGCUCAACGACUGGGAAAAGACCAAACCAGUGGCUGGGAGCCUGCGUCCCGAGGAGGCCCUCCAGUCGCUCACCAUCUACGAGGGCAAGUUCGGGCGGCUGAAGGACGACAGGGAGAGGUGCGCCAAGGCUAAGGAGGCCCUGGAGCUGACCGACACGGGCCUGCUCAGCGGCAGCGAGGAGAGAGUACAGGUGGCGCUAGAGGAGCUGCAGGAUCUGAAGGGUGUGUGGUCUGAGCUGUCCAAGGUCUGGGAACAGAUUGACCAGAUGAAAGAACAACCAUGGGUCUCAGUGCAGCCACGCAAGCUGCGUCAAAGUUUGGACGCCCUCCUGAAUCAGCUGAAGAACUUCCCAGCUCGUCUCAGGCAGUACGCAUCAUACGAAUACGUUCAGAGGCUUCUCAAAGGAUACAUGAAGGUGAACAUGCUGGUGAUUGAGCUGAAGUCGGAGGCCCUGAAGGACCGGCACUGGAAACAGCUGAUGAAGCGUCUCCAUGUGAACUGGGUCCUGUCAGAACUGAGCCUGGGUCAGAUCUGGGAUGUGGACCUGCAGAAGAACGAGAUGGUGGUUAAGGAUGUCCUCUUGGUCGCCCAGGGAGAGAUGGCCCUGGAGGAAUUCCUCAAGCAGAUCCGAGAGGUGUGGAACUCGUACGAGCUGGACCUGGUGAAUUACCAGAAUAAGUGCCGUCUAAUUCGUGGAUGGGACGACCUGUUCAACAAGGUCAAAGAGCACAUCAACAGCGUGUCGGCCAUGAAGCUCUCCCCGUACUACAAGGUGUUUGAGGAGGAUGCUCUGAGCUGGGAGGACAAGCUGAACCGGAUCAUGGCUCUGUUCGACGUUUGGAUUGACGUUCAGAGACGCUGGGUCUACCUGGAAGGCAUCUUCACCGGCAGCGCUGACAUCAAACACCUCCUCCCUGUGGAGACGCAGCGCUUCCAGAGCAUCAGCACAGAAUUCCUGGCUCUGAUGAAGAAAGUGACGAAGUCUCCGCUCGUCAUGGACGUGCUGAACAUCCAGGGCGUUCAGAGGUCUCUGGAACGCCUGGCCGACCUGCUCGGAAAGAUCCAGAAAGCACUCGGAGAGUACCUGGAGAGAGAGCGAUCCUCCUUCCCAAGGUUCUACUUUGUCGGUGACGAAGACCUGCUGGAGAUCAUCGGUAACAGCAAGAAUGUGGCCAAACUGCAGAAGCACUUCAAGAAGAUGUUCGCCGGCGUGUCCAGCAUCCUGCUGAGCGAGGACAACACCGAGGUCCUCGGAAUCUCCUCCCGCGAGGGAGAGGAGAUUCUGUACAAGACGCCCGUGUCGAUCACGGAACACCCCAAGAUUAACGAGUGGCUGACCCUGGUGGAGAAGGAGAUGAGGGUGACCUUGGCCAAGCUGCUGGCGGAGUCGGUCACCGAGGUCGGAGCCUUCAACAAGGGCACCGCCAUCGACCUCGGCUCCUACAUCGACUGGAUCGACCGCUACCAGGCCCAGCUGGUCGUCUUGUCCGCCCAGAUUAACUGGUCCGAGAACGUGGAGUCUGCCCUGACCACCAUCUCGGGCAGCGGGGACAUGGCUCCGCUGCAGAGCGUGCUGUCCAACGUGGAGGCCACUCUGAACCUGCUGGCCGACACCGUGCUGAUGGAGCAGCCCCCCAUCCGCAGGAAGAAACUCGAGCAUCUGAUCACGGAGCUCGUCCACCAGCGCGACGUCACCAGGACCCUGAUCAGGAACAAAAUCGACAACCCCAAGUCCUUCGAGUGGCUCAGUCAGAUGCGUUUCUACUUCGACCCCAAACAGACCGACGUGCUCCAGCAGCUCUCCAUCCAGAUGGCCAACGCCAAGUUCAACUACGGCUUUGAGUACCUGGGCGUGCAGGACAAGCUGGUCCAGACCCCCCUGACGGACCGGUGCUAUCUCACCAUGACACAGGCUCUGGAGGCCAGGCUGGGCGGGUCCCCGUUCGGUCCUGCUGGAACAGGAAAGACUGAGUCAGUCAAAGCGCUCGGCCAUCAGCUGGGACGUUUCGUCUUGGUCUUCAACUGCGACGAGACCUUUGACUUCCAGGCAAUGGGCCGUAUUUUCGUGGGUCUGUGUCAGGUCGGGGCCUGGGGCUGCUUCGAUGAGUUUAACCGUCUGGAGGAGAGGAUGCUCUCUGCUGUCUCUCAGCAGGUGCAGUACAUCCAGGUGGCCCUGAGAGAACACAGCAACCCCAACCGAGACAGGAGUGUGCCAAUCACCACGGAGCUGCUGAACAAGCAGGUGAAGGUGAGCCCUGAGAUGGCCAUCUUCAUCACCAUGAACCCCGGCUACGCCGGCCGCUCCAACCUGCCCGACAACCUGAAGAAGCUGUUCCGCAGCUUGGCCAUGACCAAACCCGACCGCCAGCUCAUCGCUCAGGUCAUGCUCUACUCUCAGGGCUUCCGCACCGCCGAGACCCUCGCCAAAAAGAUCGUCCCCUUCUUCAAGUUGUGUGACGAGCAGUUGUCCUCCCAGAGUCACUACGAUUUCGGUCUGCGUGCUCUGAAGAGUGUGCUCAUUAGCGCUGGAAACGUGAAGCGCGAACGCAUCCAGAAGAUAAAACGGGAGAAGUGUGAACGUGGUGAGGAUGUGGAUGAGAACGAGAUCGCCGAGAACCUUCCGGAACAGGAGAUCCUGAUCCAGAGCGUGUGUGAAACCAUGGUCCCGAAGCUGGUUGCCGAGGACAUUCCCCUGUUGUUCAGCCUGCUGUCUGACGUGUUCCCUGGCGUGCAGUACAUGCGCGGAGAGAUGACGGCACUGCGGGAGGAGCUGAAGAAGGUGUGCACGGAGAUGUACCUGACCUACGGCGACGGAGAUGACGUCGGCAGCAUGUGGGUGGAGAAGGUUCUCCAGCUGUACCAGAUCACUCAGAUCAACCACGGCCUGAUGAUGGUGGGUCCGUCCGGCAGCGGCAAAACCAUGGCCUGGCGCGUUCUCCUCAAAGCUCUGGAGAGACUGGAGGGCGUGGAGGGUGUGGCCCACAUCAUCGACCCCAAAGCCAUAAGCAAGGACCACCUGUACGGAACGCUGGACCCCAACACCCGAGAAUGGACUGACGGUCUUUUCACACACGUGCUCAGAAAGAUCAUUGACAACGUGCGUGGGGAGCUGCAGAAACGUCAGUGGAUCAUCUUCGACGGUGACGUCGAUCCGGAAUGGGUAGAGAACUUGAACUCUGUCCUGGACGACAACAAACUCCUCACCCUGCCCAACGGAGAGCGUCUCAGCUUGCCUCCAAAUGUGCGAAUCAUGUUUGAGGUUCAGGAUCUGAAGUACGCCACCCUGGCCACCGUGUCUCGCUGCGGCAUGGUGUGGUUCAGCGAAGACGUCCUCAGCACCGACAUGAUCUUCAACAACUUCCUGUGCCGCCUGCGCAGCAUCCCAUUGGACGAGGGUGAGGACGAGGCCCAGCGCAUGCGUAAGGGGACGGAGGACGAGGGAGAGGAAGCCGCCUCCCCUAUGCUGCAGAUCCAGAGGGAUGCGGCGGCGGUCCUGCAGCCCUACUUCACCUCCACGGGCCUGGUGAUCAAGGCUCUGGAACACGCCUCUAAGAUGGAGCACAUCAUGGACUUCACCCGCCUGCGCUGCAUGGGCUCUCUCUUCUCCAUGCUCCACCAGGCCUGCAGGAACGUAGCCCUCUACAACAACAACCACCCGGACUUCCCCAUGCCCGUGGACCAGCUGGAGAAAUACAUGCAGAAAUAUCUGAUUUAUGCCGUGCUGUGGUCCUUCUCUGGAGACGGAAGACUGAAGAUGAGGGCGGAGCUUGGAGAGUACAUCCGACGAAUCACCACCAUUCCCCUCCCCUCUGCACCCAACAUACCAAUCAUCGACUACGAGGUGUCUAUCACCGGCGAGUGGCAGUCCUGGCAGGGCAAGGUGCCCCAGAUCGAGGUGGAGACCCAUAAAGUGGCCUCCCCUGACGUGGUGGUGCCCACGCUGGACACGGUCCGCCACGAGGCCCUGCUCUACACCUGGCUGGCAGAACACAAGCCCCUGGUUCUGUGCGGACCGCCUGGUUCUGGUAAAACCAUGACCCUCUUCAGUGCCCUGCGAGCCCUGCCUGAUAUGGAGGUUGUGGGUCUGAACUUCUCCAGUGCUACGACCCCAGAGCUGCUGCUGAAGACCUUUGAUCAUUACUGUGAGUACAGGCGUACCCCUAACGGAGUGGUCCUGGCCCCCGUGCAGCUGGGCAAGUGGCUGGUUCUGUUCUGUGACGAGAUCAACCUGCCUGACAUGGACAAAUACGGAACCCAGAGAGUCAUCUCCUUCAUCAGACAGAUGGUGGAGCACGGAGGGUUCUAUCGCACGUCGGACCAGACCUGGGUUAAACUGGAGAGGAUCCAGUUUGUGGGCGCUUGCAACCCGCCCACUGACCCCGGCAGGAAGCCCCUGUCUCACAGGUUCUUGCGUCAUGUCCCGGUGGUGUACGUGGACUACCCCGGUCCCGCCUCUCUGACCCAGAUCUACGGAACCUUCAACCGAGCCAUGCUGAGGCUCAUUCCCUCACUCCGCACCUACGCCGAACCACUCACUGCCGCCAUGGUGGAGUUCUACACCAUGUCGCAGGAGCGUUUUACUCAGGACACCCAACCGCACUACAUCUACUCCCCCAGAGAGAUGACCCGCUGGGUCAGGGGAAUCUUCGAGGCCCUGCGUCCCCUGGAGACGCUCCCUGUGGAGGGGCUGAUCCGGAUCUGGGCCCACGAGGCGCUCCGUCUCUUCCAGGACAGGCUGGUGGAGGAUGAGGAGCGGCGUUGGACAGACGAGAACAUCGACACCGUGGCUCUGAAACACUUCCCGAACAUCGACCGCGACAAGGCCCUGAACAGACCCAUCCUCUACAGCAACUGGCUCUCAAAGGACUACAUCCCGGUGGAGCAGGAGGAGCUGAGGGAUUACGUCAAAGCCCGUCUGAAGGUCUUCUACGAGGAGGAGCUGGACGUUCCGCUGGUGCUCUUCAACGAGGUCCUAGACCACGUGCUGAGGAUCGACCGAAUCUUCCGUCAGCCUCAGGGCCAUCUGCUCCUCAUUGGUGUCAGUGGUGCCGGGAAGACAACGCUGUCCCGCUUCGUGGCGUGGAUGAAUGGUCUGAGUGUGUACCAGAUCAAGGUUCACAGGAAGUACACGGGCGAGGACUUCGACGAGGACCUGCGAACGGUGCUGCGUCGCUCGGGCUGUAAGAACGAGAAGAUCGCCUUCAUCAUGGACGAGUCCAACGUCCUGGACUCGGGCUUCCUGGAGCGCAUGAACACGCUGCUCGCCAACGGAGAGGUCCCCGGUCUGUUUGAGGGAGACGAGUACGCCACUCUGAUGACCCAGUGUAAGGAAGGCGCGCAGAAAGAGGGCCUGAUGCUGGACACUCACGAGGAGCUGUACAAGUGGUUCACCAGUCAGGUCAUCCGAAACCUGCACGUGGUCUUCACCAUGAACCCGUCCUCCGAGGGCCUGAAGGACCGCGCCGCCACCUCCCCCGCCCUCUUCAACAGAUGUGUGCUGAACUGGUUUGGAGACUGGUCCACCGAGGCCCUGUACCAAGUGGGCAAAGAGUUCACCAGUAAGAUGGACCUGGAGAAGCCCAACUACAAAGUGCCCGACUACAUGCCCAUCGUCUAUGAGAAACUGCCCCAGCCGCCGACACACCGUGAGGCCAUCGUCAACAGCUGUGUGUUUGUUCACCAGACGCUGCACCAGGCAAAUAACCGCCUGGCCAAACGCGGUGGCCGCACCAUGGCCAUCACCCCGCGUCACUACCUGGACUUCAUCAACCACUACGCCAACCUGUUCAACGAGAAACGCAGCGAACUGGAGGAGCAGCAGAUGCACCUCAACGUCGGCCUGCGCAAGAUCAAAGAGACCGUGGAUCAGGUUGAGGAGCUGCGCAGGGACCUAAGGAUCAAGAGCCAGGAGCUGGAGCUGAAAAACGCAGCCGCCAACGACAAGCUGAAGAAGAUGGUGAAAGACCAGCAGGAGGCAGAGAAGAAAAAGGUGAUGAGCCAGGAGAUACAGGAAGCUGUUUAUAAGCAGCAGGAAGUGAUCAAGGACAAGCAGCUGAGGGUGAAACAGGAUCUGGACCAAGUGGAACCGGCUGUGAUUGAGGCCCAGAACGCUGUUAAGUCCAUUAAGAAGCAGCACCUGGUGGAGGUACGUUCCAUGGCCAACCCGCCCGCGGCGGUGAAGCUGGCCCUGGAGUCCAUCUGCCUUCUGCUCGGGGAGAGCACCACGGACUGGAAGCAGAUCCGCUCCAUCAUUAUGCGGGAGAACUUCAUCCCAACCAUUGUUAACUUUUCCGCUGAAGAGAUCAGUGACUCCAUCCGUGAGAAGAUGAAGAAGAACUACAUGUCCAACCCCAGCUACAACUACGAGCAGGUUAACAGGGCGUCUCUGGCAUGCGGUCCUAUGGUGAAAUGGGCCAUUGCUCAGCUGAACUACGCUGACAUGCUGAAGCGUGUGGAGCCUCUGCGUAAUGAGCUGCAGAAGCUGGAGGACGACGCCAAGGACAAUAAGACGAAGGCGGAGGAGGUGGAGCAGAUGAUCCGCGACCUGGAGGCCAGUAUCGCUCGCUAUAAGGAGGAGUACGCGGUGCUUAUCUCGGAGGCCCAGGCCAUUAAGGCCGACCUCGCCGCCGUGGAGGCUAAGGUGAACCGCAGCACAGCGCUGCUGAAGAGCUUGUCUGCCGAGAGGGAACGCUGGGAGAACACCAGCGAGACCUUUAAGAACCAGAUGUCCACCAUCGCCGGCGACUGCCUUCUGUCGGCGGCCUUCAUCGCCUACGCCGGCUACUUCGACCAGCAGAUGAGACAGAACCUCUUCACCACCUGGUCCCACCACCUGCAGCAGGCCAACAUCAUGUUCCGCACUGACAUCGCCCGUACCGAGUACCUGUCCAACGCGGACGAGAGGCUCCGCUGGCAGGCCAACUCGCUGCCCGCCGACGACCUCUGCACGGAGAACGCCAUCAUGCUCAAGAGGUUCAACAGGUACCCAUUGAUCAUCGACCCAUCCGGUCAGGCCACAGAGUUCAUCAUGAACGAAUACAAGGACCGCAAGAUCACCCGCACCAGCUUCCUGGACGACGCCUUCCGGAAGAAUCUGGAGAGCGCCCUGAGGUUCGGAAACCCGCUGCUUGUGCAGGACGUGGAGAGUUACGACCCGAUCCUGAACCCGGUGCUGAACAGAGAGGUCCGCAGGACCGGAGGCCGAGUCCUCAUCACUCUGGGAGAUCAGGACAUCGACUUGUCUCCCUCGUUCGUCAUCUUCCUCUCCACCAGAGAUCCAACGGUUGAGUUCCCUCCUGACCUGUGUUCUCGCGUGACCUUCGUGAACUUCACGGUGACACGCAGCAGUUUGCAGAGUCAGUGUCUGAACGAGGUGCUGAAGGCGGAGAGACCCGACGUUGACGAGAAACGCUCCGACCUCCUCAAACUGCAGGGUGAGUUUCAGCUGCGUCUGCGUCAGCUGGAAAAGUCGCUGUUGCAGGCCCUAAACGAGGUCAAGGGUCGUAUCCUCGACGACGACACCAUCAUCACCACCCUGGAGAACCUGAAGAAGGAGGCGGCGGAGGUGACCCGGAAGGUGGAGGAGACAGACAUAGUCAUGCAGGAGGUGGAGACGGUCUCUCAGCAGUACCUGUCGCUGUCCUCCGCUUGCAGCAGCAUCUACUUCACCAUGGAGGCCCUCAACCAGAUGCACUUCCUGUACCAGUACUCUCUGCACUUCUUCCUGGACAUUUACCAUACAGUUCUGUAUGAGAACACCAACCUGAAGAGCAUCAGCGACCACACGCAGCGCCUCUCGGUCAUCACCAAGGACCUGUUCCAGAUCGCUUUUAACCGUGUGGCCCGGGGAAUGCUGCACCAGGACCACAUCACUUUUGCAGUGCUGUUGGCCAGGAUCAAUCUGAAGGGCAUGACCAGCGAGCCGGCGUACGACGCCGAGUUCCAGCACUUCCUGCGCGGUAAAGAGAUCGUGCUGACGGGGACCACGGUGCCGAAGGUGAAGGGUCUGAGCACAGAGCAGAGCGAGGCCAUGGUGCGUCUCAGCCGACUCCCCGCCUUUAAGGACCUGGUCGCCAAAGUGCAGGCGGACGAGCAAUUCUUCAUGUGGCUGGAGAGUAACUCCCCGGAGCUCUCCGUGCCCUAUCUCUGGGCAGAGGAGAAGACAUCCACUCCCAUUGGUCAGGCGGUGCACCAGCUGUUGCUGAUCCAGGCGUUCAGGCCUGACAGACUGUUGGCCAUGUCUCAUAUCUUCGUGUCCAAGGUCUUGGGAGAGAGCUUCAUGUCCAUCAUCGAACAGCCCCUUGACUUGGCCAACAUUGUGGACAGCGAGGUGAAGCCAAGCACACCUGUGCUGAUGUGCUCCGUGCCCGGUUACGAUGCCAGCGGACUGGUCCGAGACCUCGCCGCCGAGCAGAACAAACACAUCACGUCCAUCUCCAUCGGAUCAGCCGAAGGCUUCAACAAAGCCGACCGUGACAUCAACACUGCAGUCAAAUCCGGCAGGUGGGUGAUGUUGGAGAACGUCCACCUGGCUCCUGGUUGGUUGAUGCAGCUGGAGAAGAAGCUUCACUCCAUGCAGCCUCACGCCAGCUUCCGUCUCUUCCUCACCAUGGAGAUCAACCCCAAGGUUCCCGUGAACCUCCUGCGUGCCGGCCGGAUCUUUGUGUUUGAGCCUCCUCCUGGUGUCAAGGCCAACAUGCUCAGGACCUUCAGCAGCAUCCCGGUGGCCCGCAUGUGCAAGGCUCCUAACGAACGUGCGCGUCUGUACUUCCUCCUGGCUUGGUUCCACGCCGUCAUCCAGGAGCGUCUGCGCUACGCUCCUCUGGGCUGGUCCAAAAAGUACGAGUUCGGAGAGUCCGACCUGCGAUCUGCCUGCGACACCGUGGACACCUGGUUGGACGACACCGCUAAGGGUCGACAGAACAUCUCUCCAGACAAGAUUCCGUGGACGGCUCUGAAGACCCUGAUGGCCCAGUCCAUCUACGGCGGCCGUAUCGAUAACGAGUUCGACCAGCGGCUCCUCAUCACCUUCCUGGAGCGCCUCUUCACCACGGGCAGCUUCGACAGCGAGUUUAAACUCGCCUUCAAAGUGGACGGGCACAAGGACAUCAAGAUGCCUGACGGCAUUCGGCGUGAGGAGUUUAUGCACUGGGUUGAGCUGCUCCCGGACACCCAGACUCCAUCCUGGCUGGGGUUGCCUAGCAACGCUGAGAGGGUCCUGCUUACAACUCAGGGCACGGACAUGAUGGGUAAGCUGCUGAAAAUGCAGAUGUUGGAGGAUGAGGAUGACCUGGCCUACGAGACGGAGAAGAAGCAGCGGACCAGCUCCUCGUCCGACGCCCAGCCCGCCUGGAUGAGAACUCUCCACACCACCGCCUCCAACUGGCUGCAGCUCAUCCCGCUGUCUGUCAGCCCCCUCAAACGCACCGUGGAGAACAUCAAGGAUCCCCUGUUCCGUUUCUUCGAGCGCGAGGUGAAAAUGGGAGCUCGCAUGCUUCAGGACGUGCGUCAGGACCUGACCGACGUGGUGCAGGUCUGCGAGGGCAAGAAGAAACAGACCAACGUCCUUCGCACGCUCAUCAACGACCUUGUCAAAGGAAUUCUCCCGCGUAGCUGGUGCCGCUACACUGUCCCUGCCUCCAUGACUGUGAUCCAGUGGGUGGCCGACUUUAGUGAGCGCAUUAAACAGCUGCAGCAGAUCUCUCAGGCAGCAGCCACCGGGGGCGCCAAAGAGCUGAAGAACAUCCACGUGUGUCUUGGCAGUCUCUUUGUGCCCGAGGCUUACAUCACAGCCACGCGUCAGUAUGUGGCCCAGGCCAACAGCUGGUCUCUGGAGGAGCUCUGCCUGGAAGUCAACGUGACCACCUCCCAGGGCGCCGCGCUCGACGCCUGCAGCUUCGGCAUCAAAGGUCUGAAGCUUCAGGGAGCCACAUGCACCAAUAACAAGCUCUCCCUGUCCACGGCCAUCUCCACCGAGCUGCCCCUGACCCAGCUCCGCUGGAUGAAACAGGGCAACGCUGAGAAGAGGAACAUGGUCACUCUGCCCGUAUAUCUCAACUUCACCCGCGCUGAUCUCAUCUUCACGGUGGACUUUGACAUCGCCACUAAAGAAGACCCGCAUAACUUCUACGAGCGCGGUGUGGCCAUCCUCUGCACCGAGUGAACAGGACUCCUCUGAUCUCAGCUCCACUAUAAUAAACCAUUCCUCAUUAACCUUAAUCUUUCCUUUAGUUAGUGUGUGCUUUCAUUAUAGACUAAAAACAAACCAAAACGCGCAGUAGAUGUAGUAGAAGCAAGCUUGCAUUUUAAAAACAUAAUUGUUUUUGUGGGAAGGAAUUCAUAAGGUGAAAGGCAUGUUGGUUGAUGGCUUGUGUAUGGAGUAAGGAAAGGCCUGAGAAAAGGAUGUGAGCAUUUUAAAAGAGGGAAUCUGUGUUUUAAGAAGGAUUAAAAAAAAUGUAUGUUGAGUA